AUGUCAAAAUCCAGAUCGACUGGCAACCAGUCAAAGAAGGACGGAAACACUAGCAGCAAAUUUGAGAGAGGUCACAAUGGGACUCAUAAGUCUCAGUAUCUCAAGACAAAGGACAAGAAGCUGAAGGCAGGCCUGAAGAGAAUAGAUGAAAAGUACAAACAAGCAGUGUCUUCCGCUGCUGCAACUGAAUAUUUAUUACCAGAGGCCCAAGGCUACCUAGAAGCCGAAAAUGAAAUGGAAAAGACUUUUAGAAUAAGGCAGAGUGAGAUUAAGGAUGCAGUUGAUGUUACGACUGCUGCAAAAGCUUUAGAUCUAAAACUGAAAGAAUUCGGGCCUUACUCGAUUAACUACUCAAGAAAUGGUACACAUUUGCUAAUAUGUGGAAGAAAAGGACAUGUCGCUUCCAUGGACUGGAGGAAGGGAGACCUUCGUGCCGAGAUGUAUCUUAAUGAGACAUGCCAAACAGCUACUUACCUCCAAAGCGAGCAAUAUUUUGCCGUUGCCCAGAAGAAGUAUACUUUUAUCUAUGAUCACGAAGGUGUUGAAUUACACCGUUUAAAGCAACAUAUCGAAGUUAAACAUAUGGAGUUUUUGCCUUAUCAUUAUUUACUGGCAACGGCUGGCCAAACUGGAUGGCUUAAAUAUCAAGAUGUCUCAACUGGUCAGCUCGUUGCAGAACUCAGGACAAAGCUAGGACCUACCUCUGCAAUGGCACAAAAUCCAUGGAACGCUGUUGUACAUCUUGGCCACGCAAAUGGUACAGUAACUUUGUGGGCGCCAAAUAUGCCCACCCCUCUCGUUAGACUACUUUCAGCCCGUGGACCGAUAACUAGCAUUGCCAUUGAUAGACAAGGCUACUAUAUGGCAACUACAGGAGCAGAUAAAUCAAUGAAAAUUUGGGAUAUCAGAAAUUUCCGAGAAUUGCAUUCAAUUGAAAAUCUACCAACGCCUGGGUCAAACGUAGCUAUCUCCGAUACCGGUCUAUUAGCCGUAACUAGAGGACCUCACGUCACACUCUGGAAAGAUGCAUUGAGGAGUAGUAAAUCCUCAAGACCAUAUUUUGGUUCAAGCGGAUUUUCCGACAGAAACACCCCGUAUAUGUCACACUUGUUUCCCGGCAACAGAGUAAACAAUAUACAGUUCGUUCCUUUCGAAGAUUUAAUAGGUGUUGGCCAUGAAAAUGGUGUUACCAAUCUAAUUGUGCCAGGGGCAGGUGAGGCGAACUACGAUGCUCUAGAAAUCAAUCCAUUUGAGACCGCAAAGCAGAGACAAGAACAAGAAGUGAGAACACUGUUGAACAAAUUACCUGCUGACUCCAUUGCAUUGGAUCCAAAUGUUAUUGGAACUGUAGACAAUCGUGCGUCCGCUGUCAGAUUGAAUGCAAAAGCUUUGGCCGAGAUUACUACAGAAAAGGAAAAUUUGUCUAGAUCAAAUAAGGACAUUCCUGAUGUCAAGCCAGACGUCAAAGGGAAGAACUCUGGUUUGAGGUCAUUUUUGCGUAAAAAAACUCAAAAUGUUAUAGACGAAAGAAAGAUAAGGGUUCAAAAGCAACUAGAAAAGGAGAAGUCUGCGCGUCACAGGAAGGAAAUGAUCAAGAGGGGAGAGAUUGAUGAGGAACACAAGGAUCUUGUAAGCGAGGCAUUGAAUAGAUUUGGUUAG
Lachancea fermentati is the source of this 1659-nucleotide messenger RNA. The record is from the annotation of a GenBank genome assembly. Lineage: Eukaryota; Fungi; Ascomycota; Saccharomycetes; Saccharomycetales; Saccharomycetaceae.